Molecule: messenger RNA, 1793 nt
Organism: Magallana angulata
Lineage: Eukaryota; Metazoa; Mollusca; Bivalvia; Ostreida; Ostreidae
Product: uracil-DNA glycosylase-like
Exons: 5
Coding region: 61-915 (284 amino acids)
Biological process (GO): base-excision repair, AP site formation via deaminated base removal; base-excision repair
Cellular component (GO): mitochondrion; nucleus
Molecular function (GO): uracil DNA N-glycosylase activity
Source: RefSeq, a predicted model, not a curated record
UGGGCCGAGGUGUCGUUGGGCCGACAUGUCUGAGUUUCGGGGCAUUUCCGGUUUCAAAACAUGUCAGGCCGAAAACGUAAACAUCCUACGAAAGACGACAGUGUUGGUACCGCCAAACGACAAAAUGUUGGGAAACAGAAACCGAAACAGAAAGCCAAGAAGAGCAUUAACACAAAGGGAAAACAAACAGCUACCAAGAACGUAGCUGGGACCAGUGGCACAUUCUCAUUCAGUUUACCAGACCUCAUCACAAAUGACGGAUGGAGAGAGGUGUUGUCUGAGGAGCUGGAAAAGGAUUACGUCAAGGAACUAGAGAAGAAGCUGACCCAGCACUACCAGGGAGGGGACAGUGUGUACCCACCCAUGGACCUCAUAUUCAACGCCCUCAAUAUGACACCACUGGACAAAAUCAAAGUUGUGAUCCUGGGGCAAGAUCCUUAUCACGAUGACGGACAGGCAAUGGGACUUUCUUUCUCAGUUCCCAGAGACAUGAAGGUACCACCAUCUUUGAAGAAUAUUUACAAAGAGCUCAAUGCGGAUCCUGAUAUAGACGGAUUUAUAACCCCUGAUCAUGGCUGCUUGGAAAAAUGGGCAAAGAAUGGGGUCUUACUGUUGAAUGCUACACUGACUGUGACAGCUCAUCAACCAAAUUCUCACUCUAAGUAUGGCUGGCAGAGUCUCACUGAUGCCAUCAUUCGCCUGGUCAGCGAAACACAGCAGGGAGUGGUCUUUAUUUUAUGGGGAGGCUUCGCCCACAAGAAGGAGAAACUGAUAGAUCAGAAGAAACAUGCAGCCAUAAAAACCGCCCACCCAUCCUCGCUGUCCUUUGGAAAGUUCAUCAACUGCAGAUGUUUCUCAAAUGCCAACGGGGAGUUAAAGAAAUUCAAGAAAAGUCCAGUUGAUUGGACACUUUGAUUCAAUAGAUUUAACCCUUGAUCCCAGCAAUAUGUUAAUCAUCUGUAGUUGUGGUAAUGAUGCUCCUAUAAAGGGAUCUUUAUUCUCUUGCUUUUGCUGAUAGAAUGUUAUUCAUCUCAUUGGCUCUUAGGAAACUAGUUCUGGGGUAGUACCGGUAAUUAGAAAAUGGCUGAUGCUGACCUGAAAAAUCAUGAGUCAUAAAUUUUUCAUGCAGUUCAAAUAUUGCAAUUAAAAAAAAAAAGGUUUACAAGGUAGGUUGUAUUUUAAAAGAUGGAGAUGUUGUAAAUGUUGAUGGAUUAAAAAGGAUAGGACUUAUAUGAAUUUUUUUUUUUGAAAUUUCGUUUUCUUGAUGGGGCAAAAUUUGACAGAUAUUACUCCUUGUAAAGGAGUCAUAAUCAUUCCUGCUAGUUAUUUCUCUCAGGUGUUAUAAUGCAUAGAGAAUAUGUGUGUGAAGAUAUACAAACUUUCAUGUUAUUAAGUUUAUAGGUACUAUUUUGUCACUGUUAAAAAUUGUGAUAGCUUGCAGGGUAAAACAAAAUUUCUCACAACAUAAAUAGAUAUUUUGAUUUAGACCUAUUUUAUAUAUAUAUACUAUUAGUUUAUUUUUUGAAAGUCUUAUUUUUUAUAUAUUGUAUACAUUUUACAUGUAGUUUGUGAUCUCAUAUUUUUCUCUGAAAACAUUAUUACCAUUGACCAGUAGUUUGAACUCUUUUAGAUAUUUACAUAAUUUUUUUUUUAUGUCUGUACAUGUAUAUGAUUUUAUUCACUUCUACAUUUUUCUGCUGUUUUAUGAUUUUUUAUCACUGUGAUUGUGAUUUGAUAAAUAGUGUACUAAUUAAUAGAUUUUUGUAUUUAAUAAUAAACUGUUUGUGCUUUGA